GCACCCUUGCCACUAGUUCCAAACCACCCGAGUCAAACCAUUUUGUCAUUUAACAAAGUCUAUCACCAUUGUACGCCCCAAGAGCCAAUGCUACUCCAUCAUCAGAAAACAAAAGAGCCAACGCUACCUCCCCCGCUUCUACCGUUUAUAGACCCGUCCCUCCUCGACCUUCCUACACCACAUCCCUUCCUUCCUCUUUUGCAAUUCUUUGCCAUCUUUUCCUCUUCCCCUUCAUAUCGCAUUUGCGAUUCUUUCUUCUCACAGACCUCUCCGUAGAUCUCUCUCCCUCUUCUACUUUGCCAUCUCAAUUUGCAAUCUUGGUCAUCUUCUUGUUAGUACGGGCGUAUUGAUUUCUUAAAGAGUCUUAAAUUCUGUGGUUUAUGCACGCCAUUGGAGCUGCUCUCUGCUGUUUGUGCUGUCCCAAGCCAUCCCGUCGGCGCAGAAGCCAUGUCCACGCUCGGGAGCGGCGGCCCUAGACCCGCAGCGGCGUCGGCGUCGGUGGACACAAACGGCAACUGGGUGCCGCACGGCCCCAUGCUGACGGCCUGCGUUGUGGGCGUCAACGUGCUGAUGAUCGUCCUCAUCUUCUUUUUGUUCUGGAGAUUCUUGUCCGGGAAAGAGGGGCCAUCCACCUCAGCCGACGCCGCCGCCGACGAGGACGAUUCGCGGCCCGUGGCCUCCCCGUGGGCGUCUCGUUGGCGGCACGAGGAAGACCUCGGUGCGCCGCCGCUGGAAGACGUGGCGCUAGCCGUGCCCGUGUACACCUACUCCAGCGCCGGCGCCGACGACGGAGGGAAGCUGCCGGCGGACGAGUGCGCGGUCUGCAUCGUGGAGCUCCGCGACGGCGACUCGGCGCGCCUGCUCCCUCGGUGCAGCCACCGGUUCCACGCGGACUGCGUGGGCGCCUGGCUGCGGCUCCACGCCACGUGCCCGCUAUGCCGCGCCAGCGUCGUAGCCCCCGCCGCCACGGGCGCCGUCGCCGGCGAGUCCAGGAACGCCAAGGAAGACGGCGACGUCGCCCCGGAUUGCCCCGUGUGAGGCGCCGCCCCGGCCGACCGACGCCGAGGCCGGCCGGCCAGCUCGCGCGCACGAUCUGGCGGUGGCGAGCAAGCAAGUGGAUCGCGUGAAUGGCGGAAGGUGACAGGCACCUUUCAGCGUCGGCGUCCUUGUCGCCUAGCUUUGCUGACGGCCGGCAUGCUCUCCUGAUGACCAGCUGGAAAAAAGGUUGGUGAGGCGAUCGGUUCCUUCGUCCUGUUCUGCUGCGUUGUUAAUUGUGUCACGUACAUUUCUGGAUGGUUUGGGAUUGGAUAUAUCGCGUCAUAUAUAUAUAUCUUGAUUGGAGUCUUCUUCUAUGUGUAUGUCAGGUUCAGGUCUGCGUGAUUUCACUUAUGUAAGAUAGUAUGCGCCGAUUUGCUAGAAUUUAGCAUGCAUCAUAUGUAAUACGGAAUUACCAGUUCUGAUCGAGUCGGUUGUAAAUUAAUGCCCUGUUUCACUGAAGCUUGUUGGAUGUUCAUCAUCAUAUGAUCUUUCUAAUGCUAACCGAAGAUCUGUUUCGGAGCCUC
Molecule: messenger RNA, 1562 nt
Organism: Panicum hallii
Lineage: Eukaryota; Viridiplantae; Streptophyta; Magnoliopsida; Poales; Poaceae
Product: RING-H2 finger protein ATL3-like
Exons: 1
Coding region: 448-1038 (196 amino acids)
Source: RefSeq, a predicted model, not a curated record